Perognathus longimembris pacificus (Pacific pocket mouse) is the source of this 1674-nucleotide messenger RNA. Its product is annotated as extensin-like. Bases 1 to 1674 code for a protein of 557 amino acids. The transcript has 3 exons. The record is from RefSeq and is a predicted model, not a curated record. Lineage: Eukaryota; Metazoa; Chordata; Mammalia; Rodentia; Heteromyidae.
AUGGGCUCUUCGCUUUCCAUCCACGUCAGCCCGGGACUCGCCGUGCGUUGGAAGCGCAGCCCAAGUGCCCGGUGCGGCUCGCCGACCUCUGGAGAUGGAUUUCCACCCUUGGCGAUGGCUCACGCCCGCCCUGUCCUCGUCACAUCCCCGGGCCAAGUAGCAGGUGGACCAGGCUGGCCCCCUGCCCGCCACACCGAAUCCGCCCCCCCAGCCACAGUGUGCCUGCCACACCGAAUCCACCUCCCCAGCCACAGUGUGCCCGCCACACCGAAUCCGCCCCCCCAGCCACAGUGUGCCCGCCACACCGAAUCCACCUCCCCAGCCACAGUGUGCCCGCCACACCGAAUCCGCCUCCCCCAGCCACAGUGUGCCCGCCACACCGCCUCCCCAGCCACAGUGUGCCCGCCACACCGAAUCCGCCUCCCCCAGCCACAGUGUGCCCGCCACACCGCCUCCCCAGCCACAGUGUGCCCGCCACACCGAAUCCAUCCCCCCAGCCACAGUGUGCCCACCACACCGAAUCCACCCCCCCAGCCACAGUGUGCCCGCCACACCGCCUCCCCAGCCACAGUGUGCCCGCCACACCGAAUCCGCCUCCCCAGCCACAGUGUGCCCACCACACCGAAUCCACCCCCCCAGCCACAGUGUGCCCGCCACACCGCCUCCCCAGCCACAGUGUGCCCGCCACACCGAAUCCAUCCCCCCAGCCACAGUGUGCCCGCCACACCGCCCCCCCAGCCACAGUGUGCCCGCCACACCGAAUCCAUCCCCCCAGCCACAGUGUGCCCACCACACCGAAUCCACCCCCCCAGCCACAGUGUGCCCGCCACACCGCCUCCCCAGCCACAGUGUGCCCGCCACACCGAAUCCACCCCCCCAGCCACAGUGUGCCCGCCACACCGCCUCCCCAGCCAGUGUGCCUGCCACACCGAAUCCACCCCCCCAGCCACAGUGUGCCCGCCACACCGCCCCCCCAGCCACAGUGUGCCCGCCACACCGCCCCCAGCCACAGUGUGCCUGCCACACCGAAUCCGCCUCCCCAGCCACAGUGUGCCCGCCCCACCCCCCCAGCCACAGUGUGCCCGCCACACCGAAUCCAUCCCCCCAACCACAGUGUGCCCGCCACGCUCCCCCAGCCACAGUGUGCCCGCCACACCAACUCCGCCUCCCCAGCCACAGUGUGCCCGCCCCGCCCCCCCAGCCACAGUGUGCCUGCCACACCGAAUCCGCCCCCCCAGCCACAGUGUGCCCGCCACACCGAAUCCGCCUCCCCAGCCACAGUGUGCCCGCCACACCGAAUCCGCCUCCCCAGCCACAGUGUGCCCGCCACACCGAAUCCGCCUCCCCAGCCACAGUGUGCCCGCCACACCGAAUCCGCCUCCCCAGCCACAGUGUGCCCGCCACACCGAAUCCGCCUCCCCCAGCCACAGUGUGCCCGCCACACCAACUCCGCCUCCCCCAGCCACAGUGUGCCCGCCACACCGAAUCCGCCUCCCCAGCCACAGUGUGCCCGCCCCGCCCCCCCAGCCACAGUGUGCCCGCCACGCUCCCCCAGCCACAGUGUGCCCACGCCGCCUCUCCUGGCAGUGGCGAGUGCACACUCACAGUGCCCAGUGUGUUCUGCUGGCCGUGGCCACGCUCCUGGGCAGGCACGGCAACACUGGACAGGCCUGA